ACAGCAUGGUUAGGGGGCGGGCACCAGAGGGGAGGUUAUAUAAAGACUAUGCAGCAAACCAAAACAGCUUCCACACGCCACAGAGAACUUUGUUUUGUUCCCUCGCCGUCUGCGUAUUUGUAGCAGUGGGCUGCCGACGGUUCUGCAGGCUGGAGCUGUGCGCGCGUUAACUGGGACUCCCUUUUCCGACACCUCAAAGAUCUCCUCGCCAGAAUUCACCGGGAGCUUUUCUGCUUCUUCUCUGGGCAACGGAUCUUUUUGAGUUUGAGAGGAAGCGCAGGGUUGUGUUGAUCGACAAAAUGGUGCAAAACAAGAUCACAGAAAUCUCCGGAUUCCACCGCUCCUUCAAGGGACAGAAUCCAUUUCAAACAGACUGCAGUAAAACAGGAUCCCGUCACCUGGAAUCGGCUUUUAAUUUCGACUGUCCCACCAGACGAGACCUGCCUGCCAGCCAGCCUAUCGACAUCCCAGACGCCAAGAAAAGGAACAAGAAGAAAAAGAGGUGCCGUGCCACCGACAGCUUCUCUGGCAGAUUCGAAGAUGUCUAUAUCCUGCAGGAAGAGGUUCUGGGUGAAGGGGCCUGUGCUAGAGUGCAGACCUGCAUCAAUGUGAUUACCAACAAGGAGUACGCAGUCAAGAUCAUUGAGAAGAGACCAGGUCACAGCCGUGGCCGUGUGUUCAGGGAGGUGGAGAUGCUCUAUCAGUGCCAGGGUCACAGAAACAUCCUGGAACUGGUAGAGUUCUUUGAGGAGGAAGACAAGUUCUACCUGGUAUUUGAGAAGCUGAGAGGAGGUUCCAUCUUGAGUCAUAUCCACCGGAGACGACACUUCAACGAGAAGGAAGCGAGCGUAGUGGUGCAGGAAAUCGCUAGCGCCCUCUACUUCCUUCACAACAAAGGAAUGGCCCACAGAGACUUAAAGCCAGAAAACAUACUGUGUGAACAUAAGGACAGGAUCUCCCCUGUUAAAAUCUGUGAUUUUGACCUUGGCAGUGGAAUCAAGCUGAACAGCGAUCGCUCCCCCAUCUCCACCCCUGAGCUGCUCACACCGUGCGGCUCUGCGGAGUACAUGGCUCCCGAAGUGGUGGAGGCGUUCAAUGAAGAGGCCACCAUCUACGACAAGCGCUGUGACCUGUGGAGUCUGGGCGUGAUCCUCUACAUCAUGCUGAGCGGGUACCCCCCCUUCGUGGGUCACUGCGGGGGAGACUGUGGCUGGGACAGGGGGGAGCCCUGCCACAACUGCCAGAACAUGCUGUUCGAGAGCAUUCAGGAAGGGAAGUACGAGUUCCCCGAGAAGGACUGGGCUCACAUUUCAUUCAGUGCCAAAGACCUCAUCUCCAAGCUGCUGGUUCGGGACGCCAAGAAGAGGCUGAGUGCUGCCCAAGUGCUGCAACAUCCCUGGGUACAGGGGUGUGCUCCAAAUACUCUACCAACUCCAAUACUACUUCAGAGGAACAGCAGUGCCAAGGACCUGACGUUUUUCACGGCCGAGGCGAUGGCUGUGAACCGCCAGCUCGCCCAGCACCAGGAGGAGGAGGAGCAGCCUAUCCUCAUCACAGCUACCUCAUGCUCCAUGCGCCUCUCCCCUCCCUCCCAGUCCAAGCUAGCCAAGAAGAGACAGAGAGCCAGCCUGCUGAAAAGGGGGCCGGUGUCUGCCACAGAACUGCACCAGCUGUUGGCCCCGCUGGUCAUCGUGGGGGACUGCGUGUGACACCCGCUGCUCUCAAGACCCGCCCCUAACCUCUCCUCCUUCCUCCUGGUUUUUUUCCAGCAGUUUUUCAGUACACAAGUACAGCUGAAUCAAACGUGGCUGAUUUUUGCAAUGGCUUGGGCAAAAGGGGAAUGUUCUAGCAAGGUUCUUGGACUUUUACACCAAAGGACUACUCUUGCACUGCUUAAGUAUUACAACUGGAUUCACUGUGAAUUACGUUGAGAAGCAUUUUAUUUAAAAUCGACAGAAAAAAGCCAGGAUACCCCGUGUGUGUACACUUCUGAUUAGGCAGCGAUUGCCAUAGAAGGCUUUCUGUUGAAGGAAAUGCCCUGUUUAUAAUCCGUGCUGAAAGAAUGUGCUGCAGAACCUGCCCGCCGCUGAGCAGCGAGGGAACCCGGGCUGUUGUGUUAAAGAAACGUCCUACUGAUUGGACUGAAGAAUGAAAAUCCUCUGCAGAAAGGAUGAACUGUGCAUGCUUUUUAAAAACAAGAAAAAUCUGUUCGGGCCAACCUUUUUACUUAAGCAAAAUAAGUAUUAUUUUUUUUUUCCCCACUUUUUUUCAGUAAAACUGCAAUUAUUUUUAUUGUGAUCAGAUUUUUUUCGAAUUCUAAAAUCAACAUUUCAUGCUUCCGUUCCUUGGUGCUUUGUACAGUGCAGAGAUUUUUCAGUUGUUAGGUUGACUUAUCCCUCCCCAGCAUAUUCUGUACAGAAUUGCUGUAUGAAAGCAGUAACUAAUUACAAAUCAAACAGCUUCGAAUGUCCCAGUGGUACAUUUUAAAACAGCUCAGGUUUGACGGCAAUGCAUUCUUUUAUUAGCACACAAAAAAAUAUAUACUCAUGAUGGGAAUCUGUGUUCUGGUCCGUUUAAGAUACAGUUCUAUCUGCAGCUCGCUGUCAUGUGCAAUCUCAUUGCAGCAGCGUGGUGUAUAAUGUGUGCAUCUGUCUGUAAUUCAUAGCAGCGGCACUAUUUGCAGCCCAACAGCUCCACCUACUGGAUCUAAAAAGCGUUGCGGCACAAAAAAAAAAAAGCAAUCAAGCAAUUGGAGUUCUACCAGCAUUCCAGUGGUAGAUUCCUUUCUGGUCACGUGAUACUUUUUUAAAUCAGUCAUGAUAAGCUGCAGAACCUCAAGCAAGACUGAUUUUAAAAUGUGUUUUUCUCUUUGAGAAACCAUUGGACAGUCUCUUUAUAACACCCAUUUAAAACAAACCCCUCCACCUCUCAGGAUCUGUGCCACAACAACCUUGUGGGAUAACGGGCGUGUGAUUAUUUUAAGGGGGUUUUGGGUGUCCACUACAAAGAUAGCUGGUGUUCAGGUUGCUUUAGUCUGCUACCUGUUAAGGCCACCUUAAAUUGGCCUAAGGCCUUAAUUCAAGUUUAUAGCACCGCUAUAGUAAAAUUAAAAAUACAUCUAUCAGGGUGUGAAGAAUUCUGUUUCAUUUAGGCCUGAGUGGUGCUAAUCUUGGAUGUUUUUUUAAGUCAUAUAAAGGCUUUAUCUGGUUGAGAGGGUUAAAUACUGAAUAACAGUUUCUAUUUGAAGCUUAAGAACAGUCUGUGGGGUGUUGAAAGUGUGUGUGUGUGUGUAGCAUUCCAAAAAAGAUGCGUCUUCCAAGACAGUGUAGUCGGUGAAAAUGAAUGGAGAUUUUUUCUUUAUUUUUUUGAAUGUGUUCUUUUGUUUUUAUAUGUGGAUAACUCCAUAAGUCAGAUAUUCAAAACGUGCCACACGUUGUUUUAUUUUAGUUUUGUUUUAUUUAGUUGUUUUUCUUUUAAAGCAGGUAUAAUUGUACAGGGUGUAUUUCUUUGAUGUUUUAUUUUGUCUUUGAAAGCUGUUUUUGGGGGGGAGGGGGGGUAAAUGAGAAACAAGGAAAUACAUAUUUUAACAUUCGAAUAUUUUGAAUAAGAAUCUGAAAAGGCAACAGCUGAAAGUAAUGCUUUUAUUUUAGAUGGAAAGGUUUGGGCAAAGCAAAUGUGAGGUAUAGAAACCCCUUUUCCCUGGGAAAUUUAAAAUUGCCUAUCAAUUUGUUUAGCGGGUUACCAAAACUUAUCCUCGCUACCCCUGACCACAUUGAAGUGUUUUAACUAGAGAUGGGGGGGGGGGCUGGCUUCUGAUUUUAAUUGUAAAACCCCCAUUUUAUUUUAAUGGUUCAUUGCUACCUUUUCAUGAGUUGGGUCUUUAUCGAUAACGAGACUGCUGUCAGAUUUGCUGUAGUCCUUGCUUGCCACCAAGAACAAUGAAACAAACUUGCCCAGAUCUGCUUACUUAUGUCAUAAGUGAAUGUUGAUGUAACCCUCCCAGCAUUAGUAUGGUACUAAAAGAAACAAACACACACAAAACCGCCUUGACCAUUCUCAUGCUGAGGAAGUUAAAAUAGGACGCUGAUUGUAAACCUUUUGUAAUUUUUCUUGCUAUGGAGACCUCUUGUGGGUGUUUUGUCUUAUACUAAGACUUACUUGAAUCGUAUAUGCAUUUGUUUUGUUUUUUAUUGUAAUUGUAAGCUACAUUGUGCAGAAACAAAGCCACAGUUUGGGUUUGGCAGUCUAGGUUUUUAUUUUAUUUGUGUGUGGAAUCGCAGUGUUCCCUGAUCAGUGUGUCCCAGCACACACCCGCACAGUGAAAGAUGUUUGAAUUGAGGGUAGCACACAAUAGAACAGUGGCUACCUCUAUAGCAAUUGCCCUUCUAUAGUGAUCACUGUCCUGAACGCUUUGUCAGAGGAGACCCACGUGCCUCCUGUUUAGUGAGGUGCUAACAUCCCAUUCCUCUAUAAGGAAUUAUAAGGAUUAUAAUUUGAGUUGCAACAACUUGUAUUCUACAAAGUUUGGCCGAAGAACAGCCCUGUAUGAAAAAAAGAAUUAUUUUCCAUAUCAUAACCAUACAGGUAUGAUUUUUCUGAAAGGAAAUUGAUCAAAUUGAUUUAAUAACUUGUUUUGUGCAGAAAGAGAUAUCUUAAGGAGAUAUAUAUAUAUAAUUUGUUAUAGCUGUGAUUUCUACUCCAGUCCCUAGACUGCCAGAUCGAAUCGAGUAUUACUUGUGAAGUUCAACACGGUUUAGUCUGUUCUCCACAAGCUCCUGUUCAGACAUUAAAAACAAAAAAAUUACCUAAAAAGUAAAAAAAAAAAAAUAAUAAUAAAAGAAGAAAAAAAAAAAGCACUUUACUGUACCGGGAGACGACUGGCAGGUCACUCGGGUAAUUUCUUACUCUUGCCAGGAUUUUGUAUUCUCUUUUUUUAAAGAAUUUAAAUAAAUGCUUUGAACCACA
Messenger RNA from Acipenser ruthenus (sterlet), 4965 nucleotides. Its product is annotated as MAP kinase-interacting serine/threonine-protein kinase 2-like. The transcript is spliced from 14 exons. Gene Ontology annotation, biological process: intracellular signal transduction; protein autophosphorylation; peptidyl-serine phosphorylation. The record is from RefSeq and is a predicted model, not a curated record. The coding region runs from base 300 to 1709 and encodes 469 amino acids. NCBI's taxonomy places the organism in Eukaryota, Metazoa, Chordata, Actinopteri, Acipenseriformes, Acipenseridae. Gene Ontology annotation, cellular component: nucleus; cytoplasm. Gene Ontology annotation, molecular function: calcium/calmodulin-dependent protein kinase activity; calcium-dependent protein serine/threonine kinase activity; ATP binding.